GGCGCAGAUCUACUCCAGAGGACCGUGGUGUAGUUAUAAAAUAUCUGUCAAUUGUCAAAUCAAUGUCAAAGAAGUCGAGGUCGUCUAGGUUGUAAGAGCAGUUGCUACAAUUGUAAAGUGUAUUUAACCAGUGUGCAAAUUAAAUAUAAGAUGUUUGCUCUAAGAAGACUUGCUACCAAUGCUAUUAUUUCAAAUACUCGGGCAGCUCAUGCCUUGCCCGAACUACCUUAUGCUUAUGAAGCCCUCGAGCCUAUCGUUUCUCGAGAUAUUAUGAGUCUUCAUCAUACUAAGCAUCAUCAAACCUAUGUCACUAAUUUAAAUGCAGCCGAAGAAAAAUUAAAAACUGCCCUCAGCAAAGGUGACAUAAGUACUGUUGUGUCCUUAGAACCAGCAUUGAGAUUCAACGGAGGCGGGCAUCUAAAUCAUUCAAUUUUUUGGAAAAAUCUAUCCCCUGAAUCAACACAGCCAAGCGAACCUCUUAAAAAAGCAAUUGAAUCAUCAUUUGGAAGCAUUGAACAGUUGAAAGAUCAAUUAUCUGCUUCGUCGAUUGGAGUGCAAGGAUCUGGUUGGGGCUGGUUAGGUUAUUGCCCAAAAUCGGGAUGUUUGAAAAUUGCAACUUGUGCUAACCAAGACCCUCUUCAAGCUACAACAGGGCUUAUUCCGCUCUUAGGAAUAGACGUGUGGGAACACGCUUAUUAUUUGCAAUAUAAGAACGUUAGGGCGGAUUACGUGAAAGCUAUUUUUGAAGUAGUCAAUUGGAAAGAUGUUUCAGAAAGAUUCGAAAAAGCAAAAUGUUAAAAUCCUCGCUCCUGGUAAUGUGAAAAUAAAAGGCUAAUGGUUA
Zophobas morio is the source of this 841-nucleotide messenger RNA. Its product is annotated as superoxide dismutase [Mn] 1, mitochondrial-like. The record is from RefSeq and is a predicted model, not a curated record. Lineage: Eukaryota; Metazoa; Arthropoda; Insecta; Coleoptera; Tenebrionidae. Gene Ontology annotation, cellular component: mitochondrion. Bases 151 to 798 code for a protein of 215 amino acids. Gene Ontology annotation, molecular function: superoxide dismutase activity; metal ion binding. Gene Ontology annotation, biological process: superoxide metabolic process. The transcript is spliced from 3 exons.